Messenger RNA from Rhipicephalus sanguineus (brown dog tick), 898 nucleotides. Its product is annotated as ribosomal RNA processing protein 36 homolog. Gene Ontology annotation, biological process: maturation of SSU-rRNA from tricistronic rRNA transcript (SSU-rRNA, 5.8S rRNA, LSU-rRNA). Lineage: Eukaryota; Metazoa; Arthropoda; Arachnida; Ixodida; Ixodidae. The record is from RefSeq and is a predicted model, not a curated record. Gene Ontology annotation, cellular component: 90S preribosome; nucleolus. Bases 140 to 853 code for a protein of 237 amino acids. The transcript has 8 exons.
UGCAAGCCAUGUGGUGGAGAAGCAAGUUCGGUUCGCGGCAUCGAGUUUAUGCAUAAAAAUCUGCGGUAGCUGCACAGGUAACCGCUUGUAGUACAGGCAAACGUGUGGCAGGCAUAGGCGUCAUCUGUGCGAAGAAAACAUGGGUGACGUAACGGAUAGCGCGUGUUCUUUCUCUGGAGAUAAACUGGAGCUGGAAGAUAAAAGUGAGGGAGAAAUCAGAAAUGAUCUGUCGGCUAUGUCUUUCGAAGAGCUUCAGGCUCUGAAAGAGAAGAUUGGUUUGAAGAUGUAUAAAGAAGCUGUUUUCGGCUUGGACCGCAAGAAACCGAAUCGGAAUUUUACGCGAGACAACAAGAACCGGCCACGAGAGAUGACUGCCAAGCAACAAGUUCCUGUCUAUAGGGAAGUCUUUCAGGCCAAAAAAAAGGUCAAACAGGACCCUCGGUUCGACGCGAGGUCAGGAGAUUACAAUGAGAGAGACUUCAGGGAAAGCUACUCAUUUGUAAAUGAUAUACGAUCAAAAGAGAGGCAAGAGCUGGUCAAGAUGGUUCAACAAGAAAAAGACCCCCAAAAGCGUAUGACGUUGAAAGGACUUCUACAGAAGAUGGAAAAUCAGGAAGCCACUGAAAAGAUGAAAAGCAUGAAGGCUUGCCUUGAUGACCAGUAUAGUCAGUUUCUUGCUGACAACCGUGAAAGCAAGCCGCUCUUCCUGAACAAGACUGCAAGACGAAAAAUUGAGCUGGCUGAAAGGUUCAAGCUUCUAAAAAAGGCUGGAAGACUCGACAAGUACCUGGAGAAAAGACGCAAGAAGAAUGUUCAGAAGGAGCGGAAAAGACUACCUUUAUCAGUUACUUGAAUUUGGCACGUAUACCUUGCUUUAAACACAUCUAUUCCUUCGUUU